CCGCCCGCCGCCCGCCGCCCGCCGCCCGCCGCCCGCGCGUCUGCAACCCCGUCGGCCCGCCCAGCUGCGCGCCGGGGCCUCGGCCGAGCCCCCCGCCCCGAGUCCCGCGGCGCCCGGCCCGCUCUUCCUCGCCCUGACGUCUCCCUCCCGCCCGGAAAGCUGCCCAGCCACCAGCAACCCCCCAGUGCCACCAUGGCAACUGCACCAUACAACUACUCUUACAUCUUUAAAUACAUUAUUAUCGGGGACAUGGGAGUAGGAAAAUCUUGCUUGCUUCAUCAAUUUACAGAAAAAAAAUUUAUGGCUGAUUGUCCUCACACAAUUGGUGUCGAAUUUGGUACAAGAAUAAUUGAAGUUAGUGGCCAAAAAAUUAAACUGCAGAUUUGGGAUACAGCAGGACAGGAGAGGUUUAGGGCUGUUACACGGAGCUACUACAGAGGCGCUGCGGGGGCACUUAUGGUGUAUGAUAUCACUAGAAGAAGUACGUAUAACCACUUAAGCAGCUGGUUGACAGAUGCAAGGAAUCUCACCAAUCCAAAUACUGUAAUAAUUCUCAUAGGAAAUAAAGCAGAUUUGGAGGCACAGAGAGAUGUUACAUAUGAAGAAGCCAAGCAGUUUGCUGAAGAAAAUGGCUUAUUGUUCCUUGAAGCAAGUGCAAAAACGGGAGAGAAUGUUGAAGAUGCUUUCCUUGAAGCUGCCAAGAAAAUCUACCAGAACAUUCAGGAUGGAAGCCUUGACCUGAAUGCUGCUGAGUCUGGUGUACAACACAAACCUUCAGCUCCACAGGGAGGCCGGCUAACCAGUGAACCCCAACCUCAGAGAGAAGGCUGUGGCUGCUAGUGACCUCUUUGCCAUGGCCCUCAUUUGACCUUUCACCUCUGUCAGUUGGAAGCAGUACUUUUUACUGCCUCAUUGUCUUCUGUACAUCUUACUGGGUUUAAUUAAAAAAAAAAAAAAGAAAAGAAAAAACAGCUCUGUUGUAAAAACAGUGUAACACAAUACUAAACUGCUAACAACUAGAUGUAAUCAGGUUAUCAAAGGCAAGUAGAGUAAUAAAUCUCUCCUGCAUGGUAAAUCUAGACUUUUUUUUCCCCCAAUUGUCUUCUCAUAGGUAUGUCACCAAUACAUGAUUUAAACUGAACACUGAUGCUGUCUUCAUGAUUUUUAUCCCUUUUUUGGGCAAUGCGUUGUCUCACUGUACGGUUUAAUUUGAUGGUAUCUUAAACCUUUUUUUCCAUCUUUUACUGUUAACGUAUGUCUGUUGUAACCAAUGUUUAUUGCUGUGAAAUGACUUCUGGUAGUUGAGAAAGAAUUCUGUAACUGCUUUUAUUUUGUUUUUGUCAUAAAUUCCCUCUUGUGUGGGUGGCAUUUUUCUUGAGGAGGUUUGCUUGUCAGCCUUGCACCGAGAAAAUAGCCAUUUAUCUUUUCCUCUUGUGCGUAAUAGCUUUCUCUUUUUUUUACACCAUUUUAUUCUUUUCUCUUUAGCAAAAAGUAAAUAUGUAUAAAUUUUGAAGGAACUGAACUAACAAUACAUUCUGUGUAUAUUAUUUUAAUGAAGAAAAUAAAUUGAUUACUGGCAUUGGAACAGUAUAAAAUACCAGUUUGUACAGUAUGACCUAUAUGUGACCAUGUUACUCCCUUCCAUUUCACACAAGGAAAUAGACACAACUGCAAUUCAAGUAAUACUGUCUCUGCCUGUUGGUGCUGACAGUGUUGGGGACAUUAUGCUGAAAAGAAUGCCUGGCGUGAGAGGAUUAACACUAGCAGAUUGUUCCAUCUUUGCACUGUGGCUUACCUGCUGAUUUUCUUAACUGUUCUGUGCAAUCGACAAUGUGCUAACCUGCUUUUCUCUUUUUGUAAACGUUUUGCAUUACAGGCUGCAUUUCUUGCCUUACUGUAUAGAAAAAAGAAAAAAGGCUGGGUUUAUUAUUGCACAUUUUAAGCUUUUAUACCUUUAUCUUCUUGGAAUGGUGAGAGUAUAAAACAGAACCACAGGUCUGCUGUUAAGGGAUUUUAAAAUGUGCAUUUUUAACACUACCGUAGAAUAAUUAAAAAUAUCCCUUGUGUUAUUAGUGUGAGAGGCUAUUUUAUGACACUUUGGCAUAAUUGUUUUGUAGAAGAGAAAGUUUCUAGUGGUAUUUUAAUGUUAGUGCUGAUACACUUGCACUAGGUGGUUUUACCAUUGAAGGAUACUGUAUUGCAAGGGAAAACAAUCUUGUUUAGACAUCAAAUUUUUGAUUUCUAAGUUCUGUUGAUUGAUAACUAAUUAAGUUUAUGGUUUGGACUUCAAAUUGAGAAGUUAUUUGAAGUGAGGUAAACCUCAGCAUAUUUAUAUAAAAUGAACUCAGCUGCUGUGUUUAAAAUACACAUUUCAAAUCCCUCUUUACAGACAUGGAAGAAAAUAUACAUCUUUUUGGGUUGUAAACAUGUGGUAGUAUCGAAGUAUUGUAUAGUCAUUGUUAAAUAAAAGCCAAAACUGGAAUGUGCAGAUAAUAGGAUCUGGUUAAUUUGUGGGCUGGUUUUUAUUUUUGUCUUUAAUUUAAACAAAAAAGCUUCCUGGAGUAGAUUGGUCUAUUCUGUUAAAGACUUAACAGUGAUCCAUUUUGCUUACACUGAUGCAUCCAAGGGACUGCCCAGGGACCAUGACCUAAGGUGUGUGUAUAUAUUUACAAAAUUAAAACAAACCAACCACCCAUUGGAUAUAAGGUAGCAAUCACAACCUAAAGACUGCUGGCUUGUUUAGGUGCAAUACCCUGAUUCCCAAAGUUAGUUACAGAGUUGGUCUUAUUGUUUCUGUGACAGGAUUUAUUCGGGCUGGUGUACUCUUUAUUUGAUGUAACAAAAUGCUAUUAAUCUAAAUAUUUGUAAAUAAAGUACCUAUAUCUAGAUUAAAUUAA
Molecule: messenger RNA, 2897 nt
Organism: Sorex fumeus (smoky shrew)
Lineage: Eukaryota; Metazoa; Chordata; Mammalia; Eulipotyphla; Soricidae
Gene: RAB14
Product: RAB14, member RAS oncogene family
Exons: 8
Coding region: 193-840 (215 amino acids)
Biological process (GO): Golgi to endosome transport; phagosome maturation; endocytic recycling
Cellular component (GO): Golgi apparatus; phagocytic vesicle; recycling endosome
Molecular function (GO): GTP binding; GTPase activity
Source: RefSeq, a predicted model, not a curated record